Messenger RNA from Coniosporium apollinis CBS 100218, 4299 nucleotides. RefSeq lists its product as uncharacterized. The transcript has a single exon. NCBI's taxonomy places the organism in Eukaryota, Fungi, Ascomycota, Dothideomycetes. The coding region runs from base 1 to 4299 and encodes 1432 amino acids. The record is from RefSeq and is a predicted model, not a curated record.
AUGGCGAUGAACGCACAGCAUCCGCUUCCAGCAGCACUUCAGGGCGCUGCGGUCCUGCAGACGCCUGUGCAUUCACCACAACCCUCGCUUAGCUCAAUUUCGUCUCGCACACCAGUGCGGAAACUGACGCUCCAUGAAUAUCGGAGGCAGCAGGCCGCACCGAGUCCACCAGCCUCGAGCGAAGGGAAGCGCCUCAAACGGAAGCCGGCCACCAGCGAUCUGAGUACGACUGGGCGGUUAUCUCCCGUCUCAUCUCCGCCAAGAAGCAAUACGUCACUGUCAUUCUCUCCAACUUUCCGCCUGCAGCGGCCUGAAGACGACUCCGAGGCUUCAUUGGAGCACGGCUUGCUCUCGCCGUCCUUCAUUUCUCUACCUGCCACAUCGCAAAGUCCCUCGUUCCAUCCUGCAGAGUCUCCGUCGACAGACGAAGCUGAAAACUUCUACCGUUCCACCACCAGUCGUUUCCGAGACUUCAGCAAGUCCUUCAAGCCAAUCAAACACCUGCCUCGUCCCAGCCAGAUCAGCACCCGUCCUGCAAAUCCCUCACCCCUUCGCUCCGAGUCAUCAAGCAGCUAUUUAAGACCAAGUAUUGGUGGUCUCACUAGCUCGUCAACAUUCUCACUCUCAAGGUUUCCGCAACCUCCGCAGGCGGCAUAUGCGGAGCCUUCCUCCGAACGCGCACAGGAUCAAUUGCCUCACCGCGCGGCAUCUACCAGCGCAGUCGAGUCAGUCCAUCCGGGACCGACAGUCAAACCUACCAUUGUGCAUACUAGAGGCGCGUCGUUUGAUGUUGUCAACCCGCAUGCGUCCCUUAUUGUGUCUGACUUUGAGACUCCCGCAGAUCGUGAUGUGGAUUUGAUCGACUACUUCACUAACAACUCGUCCGAGAACUUGUUGUUGCAAGAGAACAUGGUAGCGCCAUCAGAAGGCGGUGAUAGGGAGUGGGUUGGCUCGCAAGGGAAACAAGGACCGGCGCGCGCCAUCUACGAUGAUUAUUCGGAAGCAUACGACUCGAUCGCACGCAACAGGCGCAGAAGCUCAAGGAGGCCCGCGCCUCUCGUAAACCUUCCUCUGCCUCCAGCCCCCGCAACUCUAAACCCGAGGACACCGCCACAUGCUAGGCUGGAAUCGGGGGAGCUCCUAGCUUCUCCGUCGCUCCGCUCAACCCCGAGUGUAGUUAGCGCAGCCACGUCGCCCAGCUUCAUGCAGAGGAUAUCGAGGGUCCUCCAGCGCAAGAAAGAGAACUCGAAGUCGUCCGGCUUAGCAAGUCCCGAAGAGGGACGAGAGAUGACUUUCCUGCCGGCACAGCCUACAUCUAUCUAUCAACCUCGUCUGUUGAGCAGCGUGAACUACUCAACGCCAGUCCUCGGUGCUGAUACUGAGCCAGAAAUCGAAGUGAGUCGUGAUGCUGCACGAGUCUCGAUGUCUGACGGCAAUCUCGCUCAGGGUUGCUACGAUGCCGAAUCUUUUUAUGCCUCUACCGCCGGCCACAGGGAUUCGGAGUCAAUGUACCCAUCAAGCCUCUUUCACCGCCGAAGUAUCCCGUGCGGAGCGAGGCCUAGCGAAACGGACUACGCGGAUGGGAUUGACAUAAGUUCAUACUUGUACGAGUUUGGAACUUCUACGCGCAGCAGUCAGAGGCUGUCUCGCCCCCUUCCGGACCAGUUCUUCCGUCAUCCCAACAUGGACAUCAGUGGCGGUCAAGAAAACAGCACCAUUGGGAGCAUCCUCAAUCAGUACGGGGACCAGAAUCUGUCACAAGCCUCGUUGAUGGAUCUUAUGAAUGCUGUUGAUGACGAUCCUCCCGGACUGGACCAUACGCCGGGAAAUAGCGAUCACCAACUCAUCACCCGGUCGUCUGGUCUUAGUCAGCUCGACUUCGGAUUCAAUCGCGGGAGCAACCACAGCAGCACGAUAUCCAGUCCACGGACUCCAGAUCAGACAACUUUCCUUCCGAAUAGGCUGAGGCCUUCCCGAAACCAUCCCGGGACACCGCCAACCGUCCCGCUACCUCUUGGUCCUCCAAUCAACUUUGAGGCUCCUCGUCCGUUCUUCGUGAUGCCAAACUUGUCUGUUGUUUCUGAACGGUUCUCUUCCUACGGAGACACCCGGAAUCUACUGUACCCGCCGUCGCAGCAGUUUUCCUUGGAUGAUCUGCAGCCGUCUGGCGUGGCCAAUCGUUCGAGCAAUGCUCGGUCGGCUGUAGCAUCUUCUACAGCGCUGCCUUCGCCAAGAAUUCAAGAGCCUAUCCAAGCACAAGAAACCGGAACAAAGUUUGUAAAUCCGGAAAAGACCCGCAAACCUCGACCAACAAGCACUCAUAGCGACACCGCGCUUGCUGUUCAUUACACCCGCGUACCGGCGCUGAAGAGAAGUCAAACUGAGAUCAGACGGCGAAGCCAGCGUGCAAUUGACCGCAUCGUCGGCGCGGAGCUUGAGCUUGUGGGUCAAAACAAUACGAAGAAUCGACUUAGUGGGAGCUUCAUAUUGGUCAGCAAUACCAGUACUCCUCGAGAUGAAGGUAAACUGCCUAUACCACUUGACAUCACGCCUCGCUACAAUGCCGUCGAAAUCGAAAGCGGUUCACCUGGCGAGACGAAUGAGGCCGAACUGGACUUUCCCGCGGCUUCGAUAGACAGGCCAUCUUCGGGUAUCCCGAAGAUGUGGAGGAAGUUGUCUCCAGUCCGAGCAUCAUGGAGCAAGGACCAGUCGCCUGGCAAGGAUUCGUACGCUGAUGUUGAUGAUGAAGGCGAUGAGCACGAUUGGGAGACUGUCAUGGAUCCGAGUCGCCCUGACUUGAAACGCGAGGACACCGACUUCACUACUGGCGAGCCGUUCAGUCUUGAGGGCCUCGACCGCUCCAGGGACUUUCCGAGUCAACUUGGCGACCAGGAAUCCGAGAAUGGCCGUACAAACCCUCCAGAUGCUGGUUCGGGCCAACAAACUUUGCAGCCUUCGUACGACUUCAGAGGCGGAGUCGGCUUCCCCCAUUAUCAUGCAUUGACUGCCGCGCCGAGCACCAGAAACCCUUGGCGGCAACCUUCGCCCCUACCUGCCGAGCAUAUCAAUCCUUUCAGCUCUUCCCCACCGCAGAUGAGCUUGAGCCCAGAGACAGGCCGUGCUGCAUUUCAUUCUAGAGGCGAUGGCAUCUUCACCCCUACAGGCCAACGCACGGCAUUCGAUACUGACAUGGGAUUGCUGGAAUCCCUCAGGCUCACGCCACAGCAAGAGCAAGCCUUUCUGAGCUCAGGUCCAUGCGACUCUAUCCUAAUAGACAACAACCAUUACCUGCAAUCGCCGUUGGAGAGCAAAGCCAGCGCAGCAAGCCAUUCUCCUGAUCAUUCCGAGGAUUCGUCCAACCCGGCCUUUCCAGCAGUGACGGCUUCGAGUGACUUCGCACUGAAGCGCGACAACUCCUUCGAAAAGCUGGCCUUCCUUGGUCCGAGAGGGAACCUGACCGGUACACCUGAGGGAACUGGUAUGCGUGAUGCGGGCAGUAGUCUGGCCGAUACGAGCAGUCCUUUAAUGCCAUGGGCCAGUACGCCAUUGCGGCCACCUUUCACGAGCUCUCCGCUCACGCAAUCUCAACUGCAGUCAUCGCCUCCGUCUCAGUUCUCUCCGGCUCAAGGACCAGAUCGUGCCACUUCCGGACACUCGUCUAAUCCUUCAGAAACGUCCGUGUAUUCAGAAGAUGAGGCUCACAGGCUGAGCAAGCAGCGACUGUUCCAGCACAGACUCCAACCAAGCCGUGAUAGACGCACGUCGCUUCUGUCGCCAAAGCUUACAGGAGGGAAGCGCACAUCGGUUAGAGGACAAACAGGACUCCGUGAGAUGCGCCUCGCCUCUUCCCAUCUAUCGGAGAAGGGCAGCAUGGUUCCCAGCGACCAUACCCGUCUCUCUCACUUCGUACCUGCAUCAGAAUGCGGCACCGACGCGCCACUCCACCCUGUCUACACAAACCGGCCUCGCGAAUUCAUUCUGCCUCGGAGCCAAGUCAGCCCGCAUAUCCUACCAUACCCUCGCCCUGCAUCUUCUGUUUACACCGUCCACCGCAGGAGGAAACAGCGCCUUUCUUGGCUCAUCUUUGUGAUGCUGAUGUUCUUCCCGCCGUUUCUUGUCCUGUAUGGAUUCGGCAAGUUCGACUGGCUUAUCAUGAGCUUUUCCAAGGGCGAGAUCCAGCACUGCGGGCGCUAUCAGAAGAAGGUUGCGCUCUGGACAGGCGUUGUGGCGAGCUUGAUACUGCCGGCUGUGGCGAUUGCGCUGUUGCUGAUGUACCACUUCGGUCUAUUCAGAGCUUGA